AUGGAGAAAUUUUGCAAGACAGUUCCUAACUUUCUCACCAAACUCUGGGUAUUAGUAGACGACGCCGUCUUUGACCAUGUGAUUCGCUGGAGCAAGGAUGGUCACAGCUUUCAGAUUGUGAAUGAAGAAACCUUUUGCAAUGAAAUACUUCCAAAAUACUUCAAGCAUAACAAAAUAACCAGCUUUAUACGACAACUCAACCUGUAUGGUUUCCGAAAGACGACUACUGCACUGCCAAGUGAAAAUAACAGCAAUGAGAAGAAAAUACCUAUGGAAUUUCAGCAUCCACUCUUCAAAAAAGGAGGAUCCUGUCUUCUUGAAAACAUUAAGCGGAAGGUGCCAACAAUAAAAAUUGAAGAUUCCAGCCUCUUCUCUAAUGAGCUUCAGAAAAUUCAGACUGAAAUGAAAGAGCUGAAAGACAUGCAGAACAACAUGGAUGCCAGAUACGAACAAAUGAAACAGGACUAUUCAGGCCUCUGUGUUGAAAUGACAAACUUAAGAAAAAAGUACUGUGAGCAACAGCAACUCUUAACACAGGUACUCCAUUUUAUCUUUGAUUUGAUGAAUGAAAACCAUCCAGUACUAAAAAAGAGGAAAAGAUCAUUAUCACUGCUAUCUGGAGUUUCAGAUUCUGAAUGGGAUCGUCAGUAUAUGCAUAUUCCAGAUGACAAGAAGAAAGAAGCUAUGGAGAUAUUAAAAGAUGGUUAUGAACUUGUUGAAGACAAAUAUAAAAGUCUCCUUGAUAGAGUCGUACCAAUUUUUAAAGAAUCCAAAAAGUUAAUUUCAUCUGUAGACAAGCCAAGUGGAGAUGAUGGAAAAGACCCUAAUGUAUCAGUUCCAGAUAUACCUACAAAUGAAGAUUCACUGACCAUUCAGUUGGAUUUGACCAUACCAUUUUUACAAGAACAAAUAACUAAAAAAUCUUUUGAACAAGAGCCUAAGGAUAUGCCUUUGCAAUUAGAGCUUUCUCCUCAGGAUUCAGUUUUGAUGGAAGAUAAGUCAGACAAUCUAUGUAACAAUAUAAUUAACAGGGAUCAUACUGAAGGAAAUUUGGGAGAGCCAAAUUCAUUACUCUCUAGGAUGGCAGUGAAUUGUGACCUUGAUGAUUUCAGUGAGAUUCUAAGUCUAAUGAAAAAUGAAGGAGAAAGAAGUCUGCUUGAAACCAGUGAGGAAAAAGACAAAAAUAUGACACAAUGCAUGGAAAACAACCAGUCUUUACUAUUAGAUGGGACCCCAAUAUGUGAUUUUGGAGAAAAUCUUCAAGAAUCUAAUGACCUCUUUUUAGAUAACCUGAAGAACCCAUCAAAUGUCAUAUCAGCUUUGUGUGAUCAUAAUUAUGUAAGCGUCAAUAUUUCUGCUACACAAGAAAAUACUGCAAAUGCUAUUGAAAAUGUUGUUCCCCAGUUGUCUAUGGAAUCAACUGAGGAAUCUAAUGCAUUCCCAUUUAUUUUUCUCAAUCCUGUUCCUCAUAUUUUUUGA
Mesocricetus auratus (golden hamster) is the source of this 1479-nucleotide messenger RNA. RefSeq names its product heat shock factor protein 3-like. The record is from RefSeq and is a predicted model, not a curated record. Gene Ontology annotation, molecular function: DNA-binding transcription factor activity; sequence-specific DNA binding. NCBI's taxonomy places the organism in Eukaryota, Metazoa, Chordata, Mammalia, Rodentia, Cricetidae. Gene Ontology annotation, biological process: regulation of DNA-templated transcription. The transcript has 12 exons. Bases 1 to 1479 code for a protein of 492 amino acids.